AUGGAGGCUACGGGAGCCAGCGGCUCAACGCCCUGGCUACAGACGGCGAAUCGGAUUAUUGUCGCGAUUGGGCUGUCGCUAAGCACUAGUUGUCUUGCAAUGCGAAUUUUUACCAAGGCGGCGAUAAUGAAGAAAUUUUGGUGGGAUGAUGCGGCAGCGGUCAUCUACAUUCCUUGCCUUGCAUUCGCGAAACUGGCAUUGCUUAUGCUAUACUACCGGCUACUUAACGCCGUGCAAGCCUGGACAUACGCCAUCUACAUCAUCGCCUUCAUCAUCUCGGGUUAUAGCAUCGCGCUGCCUUUGGCUCUGAUCUUUGCAUGUAGCCCUAUCCAGAAAGGCUGGGACAUUACUAUAACCGGGGGUUCUUGCAUCGAUAGACCGGCCGUGUAUCUCGCAACGGCCAUUACAAAUACUGCCAGUGACUUGGUUCUGAUCUUGAUCCCCAUUUGGGUGGUGUGGGGACUUCGAAUGCGUCUCCUCCCCAAGAUAGGCGUGAUUUUCAUGCUUGGUAUCGGGUGCCUAACUAUCGUCACGAGUAUCCUAAGGCUGGCAACUUUAUGGCCUUUGGUGACAACGCAAGAUGUAUCGUACAAACUUGCUCUUGCCAGCAUAUUCAUUAACAUCGAAGCCAAUUUCAUCAUCAUAUGUGGCUCUCUGCCUUAUCUCCGUCAAUUCGUUCGUCAUUAUACAACAAACCCAUUUCCCGGUUACUGGAUCAUCAAAUAUCUACACAAGUCCCCUCCAGACUCUACGACAGAAAGGGUCUGCGACAUGCAGGAAAUCUGA
This is a messenger RNA of Penicillium verhagenii, 786 nucleotides long. RefSeq lists its product as uncharacterized. The record is from RefSeq and is a predicted model, not a curated record. Bases 1 to 786 code for a protein of 261 amino acids. The transcript has 4 exons. NCBI's taxonomy places the organism in Eukaryota, Fungi, Ascomycota, Eurotiomycetes, Eurotiales, Aspergillaceae.